AUGAAUAGGAACCUUGGGGGACCUGCGGAAGUGUAUUCAGCGGAUCAUCAGUGUAUUUGUUACUUGUGUGUUACUGACAAUCAUAAAAACCACAACAUGAUGUCUGUGGAUUCUGAAUGGACAAGUAAAAAGAAAGAGUUAAAGGAGAUAAAGGUGUCGUGUCAGAAGCUGAUCCAGGAGCGAGAGAGAGGUCAGCGGGAACUCAGUGAAGCUGUGAAGCUUCUUAAAAGUUCAGCGCUAGAGACCAUGGAGGACAUUGAGAAGGUCUUCACUGAGCUCAUCUGCUCUCUGGAGAAGAAACGCUCUGAGAUUAAAGAGCAGAUCAGAGCUCAGGAGAAGACUGAGAUAGAUCGAGCAGAGGAACUUCACAAACAUCUGGAUCAAGAGCUGACAGAACUCAGAAAAAGACAAGCAGAGAUUGACAAACUUCUGAUUAAUGAUGAUCAGAUCCAGUGUCUGAAGAGCUGUCAGUCUGUGUGUGUUUUACCCUCAUUUGAAGACGUUCCCAUCACUCAACACACUCAUCUGUCUUUUAAAGACAUUUCAAUCUCAGCAUUCAGAGAGGUUUUGGAGGACGUCUAUCAACAGCAGACAGACAAAAUAUCACAAGAAGAUUUCCGUGAACUUCACUUGGAUCUAAAUACUGCACACAAAAACCUCAAACUGUCUGAGGACAACAGGGAAAUAUCACAUACAUAUAAAGACCAGCAAUAUCCUGAUCACCCAGAGCGAUUUGAUUGGUAUAUUUAUAUCUUGUCUAGAGAGGGUUUGUACCGUCGCUGUUACUGGGAGGUCGAGUGCAGUGGGAACAUUUGGGCUGUAGCAGUUUGUUACAAAGGAAUUGGACGUAAAGGAAACAGUGAUUCCUGCAAACUUGGCUCCAACAAAAUAUCAUGGAGAUUGUCCCGCUCGCUACAGAAUGUCCAUUUCAUACAUGAUAAAACCCAAGUCUCAAUCCCCGGUGUCUGCUCCUCUAGAAUAGGAGUGUAUCUGGAUCACAGAGCAGGAACUCUGUCCUUCUACAGCGUCUCUGACACAAUGACUCUCCUUCACAGAGUCCAGACCACUUUCACUGAACCCUUAUACCCUGCAUUUUAUUCUGGUAAAGGUUCGUCUGUCAGGAUAAUAGAAGAGCAGAAUUUAAAAAUAUAA
This is a messenger RNA of Rhinichthys klamathensis goyatoka, 1152 nucleotides long. RefSeq names its product tripartite motif-containing protein 16-like. The record is from RefSeq and is a predicted model, not a curated record. Gene Ontology annotation, molecular function: protein binding. Lineage: Eukaryota; Metazoa; Chordata; Actinopteri; Cypriniformes; Leuciscidae. The coding region runs from base 1 to 1152 and encodes 383 amino acids. The transcript is spliced from 6 exons.